Messenger RNA from Penicillium angulare, 711 nucleotides. RefSeq lists its product as uncharacterized. The transcript is spliced from 5 exons. Lineage: Eukaryota; Fungi; Ascomycota; Eurotiomycetes; Eurotiales; Aspergillaceae. The record is from RefSeq and is a predicted model, not a curated record. The coding region runs from base 1 to 711 and encodes 236 amino acids.
AUGGUUGCGCUUGGUAUUGAAAAUCCCGGUGCCGUUGUCCAUCCACUUGUUGAAACAAACUUGGUAACUGGCUUCAUGUCAGCGGCAAACAUUGCCUUCUCAUACGUCAGCCACAAUACCUUCUUUACCUUCAUGGCCGAGCUCGAAAACCCUAGGGACUUCCCUAAGGCCCUCGCCCUCCUUCAAACAGUCGACAUGACCUUGUAUAUUAUUGCAUCGGUAGUUAUCUACCGCUAUGCAGGAGCGAGUGUCGAGCCCCCGGCUCUGGGAUCAGCUAGCCCAUUAAUUGUCACUGCAGGAGUCAUCAACAGCCAUGUCGCUGCGAAAUCGAUAAAGAUCCAUGCGUUCGCCGGCACAGAUCGCAUGCACAAGCGGGAUUGGGUUGCUGUCAGCUCGUGGGUAGGUAUCGCUGUUGCGCCGUGGAUUAUCGCAUGGAUCAUUGCAAUGGCCAUUCCAAAUUUCAGCUCCAUGCUCACGUUGAUUACUGCUCUUUUUGGAAGCUGGUUCACAUUCAUCUUCACGUUUAUUUUUGGAUUCCAUCUGAAUCAGAUCAUGUGGUUUUCGUCACCCCGGAAGAUACUUCUCACUUUCUUGAAUACACUCGCUAUCUGUGUCGGACUCAUUUUGUGUGGUCUUGGUCUUUACAGUGCUGGGAAGUCAACAUAUGACAAUCCCAGCAGCUCGAGCUUCUCUUGCGCCAAUAAUUCUUGA